AAAUCAUUUUAAUUCAAAUUGAGCGCCUGCUAUCGAUGACUUUGUGGAACGGUUCAACUAUCGAUGGAUAUUCGCAUUGACAGCUACGCCUCUGCAGCCCUGGUCAAAAUCAGCUGUUGUGUUGUAGGCAAACGUUUUCGGUUGAUCGCACAGGACUGCAGCGCUAUCAUGGUCAUCACCAACAACACAACACUGCCCGAGGAGUCGGAGCUGAACGUGCAGGAGCUAAAUCUUUCGUCGGCGGCCUUACGGGCGGGCUCCUUCCAUUUGGGCAAGCAAUGCGAGCAGGCCAAUAAUGAGUUUAUGCUGUGCCGGCAGGAGCUGGACGACCCGCGGGCCUGCUUGGCGGAGGGCAGAGCCGUGACCAGCUGCGCCCUGGACUUCUUCCGCAAGGUGAAGAAGUCCUGCCAUGAGGAGUUCACGCAGUACGCCACCUGCCUGGACAAGAGCAGUGGUACCAUGGCUUUUUCACAUUGCCGCAAGACCCAGGGAGUGUUCGACAAGUGCAUCAAGGAUAACUUCGACUGGGAUCGUCCCUCCUAUGGCUACUUCUCGCGAGCCAAGAUCGUCAAAUCAGCUCGCGAGGCACCCAAGAAGGAGGAGAAGGUCUCCUACCCCGACGCCACCCCCGGUCUGCCCGAGGACUACCCCAAGCCGCCGGCAAAGUACGGUUCCCGCUUCCACUGGCUGGAGUAGACUGCUGCCAGCGCGUAGUGAAAUUUGAAAGCGUUCAUCUUAAUAUAAACUCUUGUUUCCAUUA
Molecule: messenger RNA, 760 nt
Organism: Drosophila yakuba
Lineage: Eukaryota; Metazoa; Arthropoda; Insecta; Diptera; Drosophilidae
Gene: ND-19
Product: NADH dehydrogenase [ubiquinone] 1 alpha subcomplex subunit 8
Exons: 5
Coding region: 64-696 (210 amino acids)
Biological process (GO): mitochondrial electron transport, NADH to ubiquinone
Source: RefSeq, a predicted model, not a curated record